AUGGCCACCACCGUUGGACUGCUCGUUGCCGACCUUAAGGAGGGUAUCGAUAAGGAGGAUGCGGUCCUCAAGAAGCUUCGCGAGGGUAUGGCCAAGGGCGGGCUCAUUGAGCGCCAGUCGUACGGCUUCAGCGUCGAACAUCCUCAAAGGCUCUACUGGACUCUCUACUUCGAGAACGGGUUCGAGCGGAAGGACUUCAAGUGGCCCGAGGCUGAGUACGGCAACUUCGUCGACGAUCUCAAGUGGAUCACCACCGCCGACUAUACGCGCUACUACUUCGAUUUCCCCUCGUUCCCGCAUGCCAUCAUCGCCGCACCUGUCACCGAAAUUGCCAUCGGCACCCUCAAGGCGGAUGCCGACCUAGCCGCUUUCAAGCCUGUCAUGGAAGCUGCUGGAGCCAAGCCCGUCGUGGUUCUGCUCAUUGGCUGGGACUCGAUCGAGGCUCAUAAGUCUGUAUCCGCGAUCCCUGAGAACCAGGCGAAGGUGGUACCCUUGCACGCAUUCGCCGAGAAGGUCGACAUCGUCCACGUCUCGUUUAUCGACAAAGUGUAG
Fomitopsis serialis is the source of this 552-nucleotide messenger RNA. RefSeq lists its product as uncharacterized. The transcript has 5 exons. Lineage: Eukaryota; Fungi; Basidiomycota; Agaricomycetes; Polyporales; Fomitopsidaceae. Bases 1 to 552 code for a protein of 183 amino acids. The record is from RefSeq and is a predicted model, not a curated record.